Betta splendens (Siamese fighting fish) is the source of this 1231-nucleotide messenger RNA. It is a transcript of the gene commd1, whose product is annotated as copper metabolism (Murr1) domain containing 1. Gene Ontology annotation, biological process: negative regulation of protein localization to cell surface; negative regulation of sodium ion transmembrane transport; regulation of proteasomal ubiquitin-dependent protein catabolic process. NCBI's taxonomy places the organism in Eukaryota, Metazoa, Chordata, Actinopteri, Anabantiformes, Osphronemidae. Gene Ontology annotation, cellular component: endosome. Bases 53 to 625 code for a protein of 190 amino acids. The transcript has 3 exons. The record is from RefSeq and is a predicted model, not a curated record.
UUCACGUGAUACGUCUAGUCACUGCAUCACGUGACUCUGCUAGCAGGACAAUAUGGCGGACGUGGAGGCGUCUAAGUCUCUGAGCGGCUUGUUGAACGGAAUCGCUCAGAAGGUUUAUUACGACAACCGAGAGAUCACAGAGCAGCUGCUGAAGCGCGAGCUGUUCCCGGAGCUGCCGCAGGACGAGUUCACGGCCCUGCACGACAAGAUGGCGUCUCUGCUCAAGUCCGUGGCCUCGGCAGACAUGGAUCCCGUCCAGCUUGAGGCCUUCCUCACGGCUCAGACGAAGAAGCACGGCGGAGGUGGGGUGAGCGCCGAACAGGCCGCCGCCCUGUCCCGCUUCUGGAAGAGCCAUCGGACCCGGGUGAGGGAGAGCCUGCUGGCUCAAAGCCGCUGGGAGCCGGCGCUCAGGGGCCUCUGUUGGAGGGUGGACCUGCAGACUGCAGCCAGGCAGGGGGACGUGAGCCACAGUGGUCCAGUGGCCCUGAUGGAGCUGGAGCUGGGCAGAGCUGGACAGGAGUCUGAGUUCCUGUGCUUGGAAAUGGAUGAAGCCAGCAUCAAUCAGGUGUUGAAGAAGAUGGCUGACAUUCAGCAGAGCGCCGACCGCUUCGUUCACCGCACCUAGUGACGCUGUGGUUUGGUCCAGCAGCCGGAAAGGGUUCAUUCAGCACAAUGGAGAAAUGGGAGCUGUUCAAACAUGCAGCAAUGGAUCCAACGUGUCAUUUGCACUUUCUACAGACUCAACCGACAUAAUGUUUAUAAUGUACAGCUUAUUCACCAUCCACAUUCAUUUCAAAGGGAAACACUUGCCCACAUGAUUCCAAAUAUGCCGUUUCCCUUUUAACAGACCUGAGCUCCUGCUGGUCUAAACCAGCGUGUUUGUCCCAGUAAAGGAAACGAUCUGCAGCAAUGUGAUGCAGAGAGCAAGACCCACGUCUGCGCACUAGCAGGCUCUUACAGGCUCUUUGCUCAAAACCCAGAGAACUUCCAGUGUGGACCAAUGCGACUGGGAGCAGCUCCGGUCUGUUCAAACAUGAGCUGCUGAGGUGGAUGCUGGGAACACGCGCCUCCAGCCUGCAGCAUCUUUUAUUCUAUUAGUAACUGUUUAGUUUGACUCCUGUCUGUGUAAAAUGGCUCUGUGUUCACAGAGGACGCCACAUUGCUUCAGAGGUGGAUGACAGUGAAUUAUUAUCUUACACAAUAAAAGGCUGAUAUCAGCUUGAUAAGGAAA